GUCGAUGAAGCUGCAUUAAAGAAGAGACACGAACAAGGGUGGCUCAUGGAAUACUCAUCCGAUGUUGACCAAUGUGUGGAGAUGAUCAGGAAAGCGCGAGAGUCGAAGAAGCCUUGCAGCUUGGGAUAUCAUGGCAAUGUUGUCGACUUGUGGGAGCGUCUUGAACAAGAAUAUGAAAAGAGUGGCGAUCUUCUUGUGGAGCUGGGCUCGGAUCAAACAUCACUUCAUAAUCCCUUUAAUGGAGGUUACUACCCUGUUCAGGUAACCUUUGAGGAAGCUAAAAUAAUUAUGAAACGGGAACCAGAAAGAUUCAAAGCUCUCGUCCAAGAGAGCUUACGUCGACAAGUGGCAGCGAUUAAUAAACUCACUGAUGGUGGAAUGUUCUUUUGGGACUAUGGAAAUGCGUUCCUUUUAGAGGCAAGUCGUGCAGGAGCUGAUGUCAACAAAGAGAGUGCUCCACCGGGCGUUUUCCGUUACCCCUCUUAUGUACAAGAUAUUAUGGGGGAUAUAUUUUCUUUGGGAUUUGGGCCGUUCAGGUGGGUCUGCACGACAGGCCUGGCAGCUGAUUUAGCGACAACAGACGAGAUUGCCAAAAAAGUCUUCCGAGAAAUUAUUGCGGAAGGAUUGCCCGCUAAUGUCCAGGCGCAAUAUGAGGAUAAUUUGAAGUGGAUCGAGGAGGCUCAUCAACAUAAUCUGGUUGUUGGAUCUCAAGCACGGAUUUUAUACUCCGAUCAGCGAGGCCGCGUUGCUCUUGCAGAGGCAUUUAAUAUGGCAAUACGUGACGGGAUAUUGUCGGGUUGUGUUGUUAUCAGUCGGGACCACCAUGAUGUCAGUGGAACGGACAGUCCAUACCGAGAGACUUCAAAUGUCUACGAUGGAUCUAGUUUCUGUGCAGACAUGGCGGUUCAAAAUGUAAUCGGAGAUUCAUUCCGUGGAGCUACAUGGGUCGCUCUUCAUAACGGGGGAGGAGUGGGAUGGGGUGAGGUUAUCAAUGGAGGCUUCGGUCUUGUCUUAGACGGAUCAGAAGAGGCCAGUAAAAGAGCUCGUAUGAUGUUAUCAUGGGACGUCAGUAACGGAGUCGCUCGCCGCUGUUGGUCAGGGAAUCUUCACGCCAAACAAGCCAUC
Pocillopora damicornis (cauliflower coral) is the source of this 1125-nucleotide messenger RNA. RefSeq names its product urocanate hydratase. Gene Ontology annotation, molecular function: urocanate hydratase activity. The record is from RefSeq and is a predicted model, not a curated record. Gene Ontology annotation, biological process: L-histidine catabolic process. NCBI's taxonomy places the organism in Eukaryota, Metazoa, Cnidaria, Anthozoa, Scleractinia, Pocilloporidae.